This is a messenger RNA of Arachis ipaensis, 981 nucleotides long. NCBI's taxonomy places the organism in Eukaryota, Viridiplantae, Streptophyta, Magnoliopsida, Fabales, Fabaceae. The record is from RefSeq and is a predicted model, not a curated record.
CCUUUACAAAACCCUAAUUUUUAAAUCAGAAACCUAACCCAACACUAAUUACACUCGCGUGAAUACAGAGAGAGGAAACGAAAGAAAGAAAGGAAAAGAGAGAAGUGGGGGCUCGGAGAAGAAGGAGAGGGAAGAAAGAAGGGAUGACACCGCCUAGGAUCGCCAUCAUCGUUGUCGCCGGGAGAGAGGGAAGAGCUGCGUCCGAGACAGGGAGAACCAGAGGGACCAUCGCCGCCAUCAUCGUGCGUCGCCAUUGAGCACACGGACGAAAGGGAGACACGAGCAGUGAGCGAGAGGAAGCUUCGUCCUCGUCGUCGUCGCUGAAAGUGCACCGUCGAUUAGGGCAAGACGAAGAGGAAUGCGAACGACCAGAGAAAAGGGAAGAAGAAGAACGCAUGGUGGUGGGUGUUUUCCUUGCCGUCACCGUCGUAGUUAUUGAAGCUCACCGUCGCCGCCGUGAGAGAUGCUCCUUGCUGGCGCUACUACUGGGGGUUUGGAUAGAAUGGCCCCGUUCUGCCUCUGCCUCUGGGUUCUACAAGUUGCUGGAGUCCUCUGCCGCUGGGAACCAACACUGGAGCUGCCCUAAGCUAGUGCUUUGCUCUUUACUGAAAAGGGUGUUGAUCCAUUCGUUGUUUUAUAGAAUCGUGUGUCGUCAUACAGAUGAAGUCGAAAGCCUUGCUGCGGCCAGGAAAGCUGCUAUAUCCGGUUCAAAUCCUUCAGAUUCUAUUCAGGUUGUAAAUGCAUUACUAACUCAGAUUGACAAGUUAAAAUCAUCUCCAAAUGUGAUAAUCCUAACCACAUCCAACAUAACUACUGCUAUUGGAAAAUCUUUAUGAAGAAGAGAAAGAACUUAAUCACACAAAUUGUGAAGAUCAAAUACUAGAGAGUAAAAAUCACCAAUUUGUGAAGAUGAUGAAGAAUCUAUUUGCUAUUGUAAUAUAUCAAUCUCUUUUCUUUAUGAUUAGAUAUGGUUAUGACUUA